GAGGCGCCUGCCUUACUGACCGUCAUCCUCGACACAAACCCUCAUGCCUGGGCCUUGCUGGAGCAUUCGCUAUCCCUGUCCCAGCUGGUCGUCAAUCUGCUGGUCUUCGUCAACGCCCACAUCGCCAUCAACCCCGCCAACCGAGUCGCUGUCGUGGCAAGUCACUCGGAAUGUGCCGAAUGGCUUUACCCGACGCCAGCGCGCGCGCAGAGUCACGCGGCAAAUGGCAAUGGCAAUGGCACACAUGUCGAAAUGGCAGACGGCGAUCCAGCCCCUCGAGGCGGACCAGUGCAGGCUCCAGACGAUGCGAACAAGUAUCGUCCCUUUGCUCAUAUCGAGCAUGCAAUCACCACGAACCUACGGAGGCUGAUGAGCAGUACGUCUGCUGAAGCACUUCAGUCAACGCCAGCAACAAUGAUGGCAGGCGCGCUCACAAGGGCUCUCGCGUACAUCUCGAAGCAGUCCCAGACAUUGCCAAGUGGCGCUGCCAGCAGCCAGCAGUUCAACUACUCAGAUCCGAACUCAGUCGCAGGAGGCAACGAGGCAUCGAGUGGCACGAGUCAAGGCAACAACAUGCUGGGCCUGACAUCACGAAUUCUGAUUCUUUCCGUCUCGGGAGAUCUGGCAGACCAAUACAUCCCCAUCAUGAAUUCCAUCUUCGCCUGCCAAAGGUUGAGCAUUCCCAUCGACAUACUCAAACUGGCCGGAGACACGGUGUUCCUGCAGCAAGCAGCAGAUGCGACCGGAGGAAUCUACAUGGCGCUUGACCAUCGGACGCGAGCUGGAUUUCUGCAGUACCUCAUGUUCGCAUAUUUACCAGACGAGGCAGCGAGGAAGCAUUUGAUCGUGCCAGGAGAGGGGGAGGGUGUGGACUUUCGUGCGGCAUGUUUCUGUCACCGGCGCGUCGUGGAUAUUGGCUUCGUCUGCUCCAUCUGCCUCAGCAUCUUCUGUGAGCCUUUGCACGACAGUACUUGCUUGACGUGCGGGAGUCAUUUGCAGAUGGCGAACUAUGGUCAG
Pseudocercospora fijiensis CIRAD86 is the source of this 1017-nucleotide messenger RNA. RefSeq lists its product as uncharacterized. Gene Ontology annotation, cellular component: transcription factor TFIIH holo complex; transcription factor TFIIH core complex. The annotation marks the transcript as partial. Gene Ontology annotation, biological process: nucleotide-excision repair; regulation of DNA-templated transcription. Lineage: Eukaryota; Fungi; Ascomycota; Dothideomycetes; Mycosphaerellales; Mycosphaerellaceae. The record is from RefSeq and is a predicted model, not a curated record. The transcript has a single exon.